Molecule: messenger RNA, 6005 nt
Organism: Conger conger (European conger)
Lineage: Eukaryota; Metazoa; Chordata; Actinopteri; Anguilliformes; Congridae
Product: GRB2-associated-binding protein 2-like
Exons: 10
Coding region: 395-2398 (667 amino acids)
Source: RefSeq, a predicted model, not a curated record
UGCUGGCCGAUGAUACAUGGGCGGCUCGUCCCUGAGCGGGCGUGGUAUGAGCAGGGAUACAAACGGCCCUACUUCCCACAUCACGGCAACCCACUAGUGAUCUGUGCUGUGGAUACGGGUCUACGGUACCGGCAGCCCCUUGUAUUCGUUUAACAGGCACGGUUAGGUCAUACCCGGAGGUGGGGUGGCUGCUAUGCGCUAGGGAGAUUGCAGGACAAACAACGGGGUCUUUUCGUUGCUAUAUAUGGGGCACCGGGCUGCGCCGAAGUGUGCCCGCGAACGACAGCCCUGCUUUUCCCAUAUCAGUGCACACUGAUUGGGAGAGGGCAUCAGAGGGGUGACGCCAGUGAGCACCGUUAAACGCUGGAAUCUGAGGAAAUUUCAACAGUCAAAAAUGAGCGGAGAAAUUAUCUGCCAAGGAUGGCUGAGAAAGUCGCCGCCAGAGAAAAAACUACGAAGAUAUGCCUGGAAGAAGCGCUGGUUCGUGCUGCGCAGCGGCAGGAUGAGCGGGGACCCUGACGUGCUGGAGUACUACAAGAGCGAGCGCUCCAAGAAGCCGCUGCGCGUCAUCGACCUGCACUGCUGCGAGCAGGUGGACGCCGGCCUGGCCUUCAAGCGCCGCGAGUUCCAGGAGAGCUUCGUCUUCGACAUCAGGACCGCUGAGCGCACCUUCUACCUGGUGGCCGAGACCGAGGACGACAUGAACAAGUGGGUGCGCUGCAUCUGCCAGCUGUGCGGCUUCAACCAAUCAGAGGAGAACCACGAUGGCGGGGGGAGAUCGACGAUGCACAUGCCCCGCUCCGUCGGCGCGGACCUGCGGGGACACACGGCCUCCCUGAUUGGAGAACCCAAGACCCCCGGCCCCACCCACUCCAGUCAGCCCCUCCUCUUCACCUUUGACCUGCCCGCGCGCCAUGGCAACGGCGGCCUGUCCAACAGCGCUCCCCAGGACUACCUCUUCCUGCACCAGUGCAUGAGCAGGAAGGCUGAGAACACCAGGAGCGCCAGCUUCUCCCAGGCGGCGCGGGGUGGAAUGCUGGCGGGAAGUGACCCGGCGGUGCAGAGGCUCCCCUGUGGCCCCGCCCACUACGCCAACGGUUCCGGCACCCAGUCCAGCGGCUUCAACAGCCUGCCCAAACCCGGUCGCCGCCGGUUACCGUCGGCCCGGGACGGCUCGCCGCGCGACCCCUGUUACGACCUGCCCCGCGGCUACAGCCCGGAGGGGAGGGGCCGGGAGACGGAGCCCAAAGCCCCGCUGCUCAGCAACGACAACUACGACCUCCUCCCCUCCCCCCCCGGGUCGGUCUACCAGACGCCCAGAACCUUCGACAAGAACCACAAUGCCCUGGGCCCGGCCGUCCCAGAGUCCCCUGGGGCAGAGCCCCCGCCCCGGCCCCCCAAGCCGGCCCACGGGGCCGAGCUGCAGCCCAACCAGCGCUGGGGGAGCCCCCAGUCCCUCGGAGAGCAGAACGGGGAGGCGGCCGCCCCCUCGGUCGCCCCGCGGAGGAACACCCUCCCCGCCGUGGAGAACAUCCGGCUCCACAGAGGUUCCUCCUUUGAGAACAGCGAUCACCAUCGGCAGGGUUAUCUCAGCAACUCUGGCCUGUCGACAGAGUCUGUCAGUAACGGGCUGGGCUCCAACCUGAGAGCCAAGCCCACCCUGAACCGCUCCGACAGUGGAGACUCCGAAGACAACUACGUGCCAAUGAACCCCGGCUCCGCCUCGUCGCCCUUUACCACCGCCCAGGCCGACAGCCCCCAGAACAUCUACAUUCCCAUGAGCCCCGGCCCACACCACUUCGACUUUCCAGGCUUUUCCGCCACGCUCCCGACCCGCAAGGGUAGCACCGCCUCCCUCUGUCACCGCCCGGGCCGGCUGAGCGACAUAACCCCGCCCCCCAUCAACCGAAACCUGAAACCGGACCGGAAGUCCAAGCCGACGCCCCUGGACCUGGUGACCAAUGGCAUCAUUGACGAGCUCCCCUUCAAGAGUCCCAUCACCAUGUCCUGGAUAAGGCCCACGCCUCCCCUGAACCCCAUCUCCUCCCUGCACUGCCGCCCCAUCUCCACACAGAGCAUCACCAGCACAGACUCCGGCGACAGCGAGGAGAACUAUGUGGCCAUGGUCAGCCAGAACCCAGCAUCUACCUCACCAGCUGUGAGUGGCACCAGCAGCCCUGCCCCCAGAAAGUCUGGGAACGUUGACUACCUAGACCUGGACUUCCAGCCAAGAUCUGUCAGUCCACACAGGAAGCCCUCCACGUCGUCGGUGACGUCGGAUGAGAAGGUGGACUACGUGCAGGUGGAUAAGAAGAAGACGCAGGCUCUGCAGAGCACCAUGCAGGAGUGGACCGACGUGCGUCAGUCCUCCGAGCCCGUCAAGGGCGUGAAGUCCUGACAGUGAGCUGCUCGCCCAGGGUCACGGGGUCAUCGCCAAGAGCGACGGCUCACACGCACGUGUACACCUGUACACACAGGAGCACACACACACACACACACACACCUGUACAUACACAUACACACCAGCACAACCAUUCACACACAGGAGCACACACACACACACACCUGUACAUACACAUACACACCAGCACAAACAUUCACACACAGGAGCACACAGACACACCUGUACAUACACAUACACACCAGCACAAACAUUCACACACAGGAGCACACACACACACACACACACCUGUACAUACACAUACACACCAGCACAAACAUUCACACACAGGAGCACACACACACACACACAUCUGUACAUACACAUACACACCAGCACAAACAUUCACACACAGGAGCACACACACACACCUGUACAUACACAUACACACCAGCCCAAACAUUCACACAUAGGAGCACACACACACACCUGUACAUACACAUACACACCAGCUCAAACAUUCACACACAGGAUCACACACACACACCAGUACAUACACACCUGCACAAACAUACAUCUGCACGAACAUGCCCACACAUACACAAGGACACAUACACACACACACACACACACAUACACAUACACUUGCAUGCACUCAUAAACACACAUACACUUAUACACACAUGCACAUAUACACACACACAUACAAAUACACUCACACCUGCACAAACAUACAACAUACACGCUCACAUACAUGCAGACACACAGGAGCAGCACACACACAUAUACACACGUAUGCAAGUAUUCAGGAGUACGCACACACACACCUCUAUACAAGCAUGCAAGCUUGCGGAAACACACACACACACACACCCCAAUGUGUAAACGCAUGUAAGCAUGUGAAAGCACACACAAAAACACAUAUGCACACAUACAUGCAAGCACACAUGCACACACAUGCAAACACAUGCAACCAUGCAAGAGCAUGCACACACACACACACACACACACACACACACCUUUUUUCUACCUGCCUCUAGCUUCACUGAAUGCUCAUACUCAUGAGUAUGCAGGCACGCACACACACACACACACACGCACACACUGUCAUGAGGACUGUGGAGGAGAGCGGGGACAGUGUGUGCAGGAAAGCCAUGGCCUCAUGCAGCUUGUCCAAGGGUUUUAUGGUGAAUGUGAUUCAAAGCCAUAGCAACUUCCCUGUAGCCAUAGCAACAUUCACACGGUGCAAUGUCCCGGACUGCUGGACUCUCUCAACUGACUGUGGGACAGGAGGAACACUGGGGAUCCCUGAAUCUGCGCGAAUGACCGCCGACCUUUAAAAAAAAUAAACUAUUCGCAUGCCAUUCAGUAGUAUGUUAAAUCCAACGGCAUGCAAUGCAAACUAAAGCGCACCGGCUGACCAAGAUAACCAACCUUCUGUCGCAAAAGUUAAGAAAAACAUAAGACUGAGUUUGAAUGGGCAAAGACGUAUUUACAAACAUAUUCAUUGCUUUUGUAAAUGCUGGUCAGAAGUGCUGAUAGGGACGUGUUUGCUAGAGUUGUUGUUUAGAGUUCUCAGAUGGACCCAAACGGAUCACAAACGUUAUUGUGUUGUUAUUUUAACGUUACCGAAUGCGCUUAAGGUAGGUAGCAGAAUCUACCAGAAUAGCUACGUUUCUAUUAGGGCGUAUGCAUCACGAUUUCAGAGGGUCGGCUCCAAAACCCCAGCUAGCAUAGUGCACAACGUGGGCGUAGUUUCCACUCCACUAUUAAAUCUUAGGCAUCAAAUGGAGCCUAUACCAUCAUUUUUAAACGGUUUUCUCCUUCCUUGCCGGUCCGCAACGAGCGGAAAACCCGCCACAACUAAAUGGAGCCGACUUCAUGUCGAUUGCCAUUUUCUUCCCAGCUGGCAAAAUGGUAACGAGAAUAAAAUGUUUGACCCCUGAAAACUGAGAUUUGAAACACCUGUUUUGACUGCUGCUUUGUCAAAGCAAAUGUUUGUUGCACUUCAAGCUAAAUUCGCAGCGACAUUCUAAUGGAAACGCAGCAAUUGUGGUGCCGUAAAGGAUCCUCAUCAAAUAUGAGGAAGAGACGCAUUCUGCCGCAAGGACAAGCUUUUUAAUUCAGGAAAUUUAAUUAGAUUAUCUCACCAUGGGUUUGCAUGCCUGGAAAAACAUAGCCUUAAAUUAAAAUCCUUUGUUUUUCUCAAGCCUUAGCAAUAAUCUGUUAUGACUGUUGGUUCUUGCGUGAAGUCUACACGCAAACAGGAUUAAGUUUUAGUGCCGUGUCCAUGAAACGUGCAGGUACGUUUGAUUUCAGGGCUAAUCUGUAGCUGCUAUGAAACGGUCUGUGGGUGUCAAAUCUCCAGAGCCACAUACUGUGCCGCAAGCGCAAAAAAAGAACACACAUUUUUGUAUGUCUUCCCAGUGUUACACGGAGGGAAAGGGAGUAUUUCAGACUAUCACAUUUCAGUUCCUGCUUCAGUCAUUGUGAGCCGUGGUCUUCUGAGACCUGGCCGUGGCUCAUUAGAUGGCUGGGAGUGUGGAGGUCUGAAAAUAAUCUUCCCAGAGCACUGAUGUCAGCCCAGAGUCAGGAGCAUUAUCCCUGAUCUAAUUUAAGGAAUAAUCGAGGUAUCAAUGUUGCCAGACGCCUGAAUAAUCCCCCCUAAAAAGGUCCUCAAAACCGCCCAUAUUCAAUUGACUUUCAUACAAAUAUAUCACAAUUUUUUUAAUCUCCUACAUUUGGGAUGAAUCCCCCAGUCUGGCAACCCUGGGUGGUUACUGAAAUGGGGAAGCCACCUUUAUCUAGCCUCUGCCUUAGGACAGUAUGAUCAACAGACUGUGUAUAUAAGCUGCCUGACUGAAGCCAUAUUCAAACAUCACGGCUACAUCCUUUUGCUUUUAUGUACAGCAGACCUGGGUCAAAUACAUCACUGCUUUGUAUUCAAAUCCUUUUCUACGCUUUACUGAGCUUGGCUGGUGUUUUGGAACCUAUGAAAUGCCCUCAAAAAGUGCAAGCCCCACCUUUGUUGGCUGAAUUGCACCGGGCAAGAUUAAUUGAGCAGAAAAUAAUUUGAAUCCAAAAAUGAAUUUGUAAAUAAGUGUUUGUGUAUGAAAUGCCCAUAUUUACAUGCCGUUAAAAUAAUGUUUUCCUUAGUUUUCUUUUUUGUUAUUGUAUUCAUUCAUAAUUUGCACUGUUACAAGUGUAGUAGUUUAUGAUUGAGCAGAUUUUAUCCAUGAACAUAAAUGCACCAGUUUAAUGAGCUUUUGAAGCUAGUAAUUGAAGCGAGGACCCUAUUUAUUUUUUUUACCAUUAGGCAGAAUCAACCAAAGCAAUGUCAGUUUCAGUGAAUUAUACAUGGAUUGAAAUAUAAUAACUGUAUUUGCAAGUUCAAAUUGACAUCAGAAUUGUUGUUUCAUGCAUUUGACUGAGGACAGCUGGUUAUUAUGCUGUUAUGUACUAUAUUUAACUCAUAAACACUCCAAGGGAAGCUCAGUGCAUUUCUUCCUCUGAAAGUUUUAUAAAAUGUGAGUGAAAUGUUGUGCUGGAAUGUUGAAACAUAACUGCAAUGACUGUACAGUGUGCAAAAUUUGACUGUAACUAUUUCCAUUUGAAUAUUUUGUCA